AAAUCAAACAAUACCACCUUCUAGUUCUUGAUCCCCUUUUGUUUCUCUCUCCUCCAAUUACUCCAUACCUAGUUCGUCAUAGCCACCCCUGACCCCUCUGACCACCAUCCUUGUGACUUUCCUUCAACAAAAACAAAAAACAAAAAACCCAUCUGUACAAUUGUUUGGGUGAUUUUCGUUUUUCAUCCUAAAAAAUAAAAAUAAAAAUAAAAACAAAAUCUAAAACUAUUGUUAGAUUUUACUUUUACCAUGAACCAACAAAAAUCCAUAAAAAACAAAUUAAUCCCAGAAGAUUGUUGUUAAAUCUGAUUACACUUUUACAAACAGUACAAAAAAGAAAAGAGGAGCAAAAAAAGGCAGCCUUCCUAUUGGCUAUUAUUAUUUGUCAUUUGAUAAAGGAUGGUUCUUUGAAGAGUUCAGAACCUAAAUUUUGUCAAUUUGAACACGAAAUUAUUGACUUCAAUUCCCACUUCAGAAACCAACACGCCGGGAAUUUGUGAAGCGGUUGCCGGAAACAAUCUCGACAACAACUUCGCCGGCGUCUCUAGUUUCUUACUUUCUAGUCACUCUAUACAUCUUCUUUCUCUAUAGUUUCUACUUAUAGUCACUGACUUUAUUCAUCCUCUCUCCGAAAUUCCCUAUCUUUUUUCUCAUUCAUUUUCUUUCAUCCUUCGUCCUCAUUACCGUUAAAUAUCUUGAUUAUAUUUUCAAAACAAAAAAAUUAUAAUCCUUCUUGUAACCAUUAUCAUAUCUUCAAUUUUUGCUAUCUCAUCUAGAUCGAUACCCCUUUCUUUCUCCUAUAUAUUUUUUAAGAUUCGGAUUAGCAAAAGCAUCGGUGCAGUUUUGUUUUGCGGCGGCAUCGUGUUAUAGUUAAAAAAUAAGACUAUUGCUUAUUGAAAAGUUUAAGUUUGUUUGAGACUUGAGUAAAGUUACUUUUUGCCAUCUUAGUGGACGACACAUCUUCAAUUUGGCCCCUCAGGCCUCAGCCUCAGUGAAGCUGUAUACAAAACAAUGGCUGCCCAUGGAUCUGGGCAGAUCAAUACAGAUCAUGUAAGCGACUCAAAGGCAAAGUGUAGCAAUUCUCUAGGAGAAACUAAUAGUGCUAGUACAUCGAUUGGAGGGCCAUCUUCUAAUUUUCCUUGUGAAUAUCAUUCACACUUGGAUGAGGAUGCAAAAUCUCAGAAUUUUUCUCGUAUAGAAGAAGUUGGAGACCAGACACAUAAUAUCCCAUUCUCUGUAGAUAAUUCUACGGAAAAUGGAGUUGCUCCUAGUCGGCUAAUGUCCAAUGAUUCAAUAGCAAGAGGAAGCAGUAGCGGUGCCUCACUGAGAAGGUUAUUUAGCCUAUCUGGUGCUUCAAGACCUCACUUGGACGAAGAUUUAGAAAAUGAAAUUGUUUCACAGGCUGGAGAUAUUGGAGACAGGACAAUUAGCAGAAGAGGUAGUCAAAGAGAGAGUGCACGGUUUUCAAUGGAACAAGGGGUAGUUUUUCCAAUUCCUGAAGAACUAUUGGAUUCUUCUGGCUUUUGGUCCCAUGCUUAUUUCAAGUCAAACACAAUCUCUCCUGUAUCACCAUUUGUGUCAGAAAUCAUUACUCCGCCUCCCACCAAUGCUCUCUUACCCAAUAAACAAGAGGAGAAGAAAGAGCUGCCACCACCUCUUGAAUACGGUGCCUACCUCAUACAUUUGGCUGUCUUUGGAAUUCUUGGGGUCCUAACCAGGUAUCUACUACAGAAAUUGUUUGGCCCAGGUGAUGUAGGUGUGACAAGUGAUGGAAGCAUUCUCUAUCUUGAUCUCCCAUCAAAUAUGGUUGGUUCAUUCUUGAUGGGAUGGUUUGGUGUUGUUUUCAAAGGCAAGAUAUCAAGUAUGUCAGAUCACCUAGCAGUUGGUCUUUCCACUGGAUACCUAGGAAGCCUUACCACAUUCAGUGGUUGGAAUCAGAAAAUGCUCGACCUUAGUGUUAGUGGCCAUUGGGUUUUUGCGCUGUUGGGCUUUGUUAUAGGGUUGUUCCUUGCUGCUUAUUCUAUUAUCUUCGGGAUUGAGACAGCCAAGGGUUUUAGCAGGCUUCUUGAAAAUACUGAAAAAAGUUCGAGCUCCAACAAGUUCAGUUUGAAUAGCUUUAAGAGUCGCCUGCUAGUUUUAUCAGUGUUGAUGCUAGUGUGGGGUGGUUUGUUGACCACAAGUGUGAUCUUGGAGAAGAAAGAGUUUAAAGAUGGCGGGAGUGGUGCUCAACUUUGGUUGGGUUGCCUUGUUGCUCCUUUAGGGGUUUGGAUGAGGUGGUGGCUUGCUCGAUUAAAUGGGCGUGGGUUGGGGAAGGCAGGAAGGUGGAGAUGGGUCCCAUUUGGGACAUUGGCUGCUAAUGUCUCUGCAGCAUGCAUGAUGGCAGCUCUUGCUACAGUGAAAAAAGCAGUGAAUACGAAUGACUGCAACACAGUUGCAUCAGGAUUACAACUUGGUCUGAUGGGAUGCUUAAGCACUGUUUCCACGUUCAUGGCUGAAUAUAAUGCAAUGAGAGAGAGCAGUCAUCCUUUCAGAGCAUAUGCAUAUGCAUUGAUCACUAUUGGGAUUUCAUUUGGUUUGGGAACCUUGAUAUACUCUGUACCUGUGUGGACAUUGGGGUACAGUUAAAGCUCGAGAAUAUUCUAGCAUCACUCAGAAUCCAAAAGCUAUAUUCAUAUCUAACUUCAUUGUUCAUCAAGAAGUUUGAAAAUAAAAUUUGCGGUUUUUGAGAAGAAGUGUAAAUUGAGGUCGAUUAGGCAAAUUUCGUCUCUGCUGAUGCAUAUGCAGUUGAAUUGAACCAUUGUAAAUUGGUAAUGAUAGAAUGUCAGAAUUCUGUUUUGUGAGUAAAAUCUCAUACAGAAAACAAUACACGUACCGUUGUAUUAGACAAGUCUCUUUUUUUUUUCAUUAUUCAGCCAAAUUUUUAUAACGUGUAAUUCUUCCAAUGACAAAUAUCAGCCAAUUGAUGGAGCAUUGAUUCA
This is a messenger RNA of Beta vulgaris subsp. vulgaris (sugar beet), 2978 nucleotides long. RefSeq lists its product as hypothetical. The record is from RefSeq and is a predicted model, not a curated record. The transcript has 7 exons. Gene Ontology annotation, cellular component: membrane. The coding region runs from base 1012 to 2625 and encodes 537 amino acids. Gene Ontology annotation, biological process: fluoride transmembrane transport. Gene Ontology annotation, molecular function: fluoride transmembrane transporter activity. NCBI's taxonomy places the organism in Eukaryota, Viridiplantae, Streptophyta, Magnoliopsida, Caryophyllales, Amaranthaceae.